AUGGCACCCUACUGGCCAUUCACAAUUGUCAGAUCAGACGGGCAAUUCGAGAUUACCACUCGUUCCGGUACUAAAGAGCUCAACCAACCUACAACAGCGCAGUUGAACGGUACACCGGACGCCGCCAGUGGAAAUGUAGAUUGUUAUAGGAAGAUUGAACCCGACGAUGCCAAGGCAGUGGACUGGCGGCGGAAGCUAGGUGGCAUGUACAUGCAUCUUCUCGGUGGAAAAGAAUGGGCCGACCGUAAUUAUAUUGUGAGCGAACUUCCCGAAGGGUAUGUGUUGUGGGAACAUGUCAAAUAUAAUGCCAAAAAGCUGGCGGAGGACAAGAGAGACAAGGGCAAACACUCAGCCGGUGUGUAUGAGCGUCAAGACGCAUACCUCUAUGGGCAUCCUCAUGGUCGGAAGAAGAGGUUUAGAAGCCCGGCAGACUUCUUCCCACAUAUGCUGUGGCUGUGUACGGACACAGAGGGUGACCCCAGAAAUUGUUCAUGUAAAAUAUGUUCCCCGGAUGGCGAUGAAGAGGCCGUAGGGGAAGAGCCCAUGAAGGUAGAGACAGCUGUUAAGAGGGAGGUGAAGCCUGUUCCUAUGGCUUCAGCUGCUCCAAAGAGCGCACCAGUACCAGUACCAGUACCAGUACCAGCUCCAGCUCCAGCACAAUCGAGACCAUCAUACCAACCUCUGUUGAAUACUCAGGCCACGAAGACCGCUGAACAAAAGCUUGACGGUGACCCAGGGGGAAAAUAUCUUUACAGGCCGGGAGAAUUGGUUUGGUUUAACAACGUUAUGAAUUGGCGCCUGGGUGUAAUAUCAAAACGCGGAUUGCAGAACAAUAAGCCACGCUAUCUCAUCCAGCCCCUUUCAAACCCCUUCCAGCACCAGGCCUACCAGAUUAAAGAUGACGAAAACUCGAUUCGGCCAUGGUUGGCUUGGAGUGUCCCAAAUACCACAGUUCCUGCCAUACAAAAUCUUACAUACGAUCAAGUUCCCUGGGAGCAGGUUGUCAGAGGAGAACAUGAUGACGGGCAAUCUCGAGACUACGUAGUAGAUGGCAGUAUUCUUGCUGCUAAAGUCAUCGAUUCCAGCUACUCACUCUUUGACCGGAUAGAGGGUGCCCUAGCUGGACCAAAUGAAAUACACUACAAAGGCAUGUUCCUAGGCGCCGAGAAGAUAUGGGUAGGAGAACCAGUCCGUCUCCGAGUCCCAGGAAACGACAUCGUCGUCCUCAUAAUCCACAAACUAAUCGAGCGAACCACGCCCCCAAACACUUCCACCGUGGUAUUCGUCGGCGACGUCUACAAAUUCGUCGAGAUGCCCACCCCCUACAAAACCCGUUCCGAAUGGCCAACUCCGGCCCUCCCUCCCCGCAUGAUCGUCGACCUCCGCUUCCGGAACGAAGUCGCGGAUGUCGCAAAGAAAGGAAUAUGGUAUGAAUGGCGCUUGCUAGAACCAGCAGCUCGCCGCAGCCUAGGCGAUGUCAAGGGCCGCUGGUACGAGACGCGAACUCUCUUACCCAUUCUCCGCGGCAUACAAAAGUUCCAGGAGGAGCUCAGCAGUGGCAUCACCACUGACGCAGGAGCGUGGAUGAAUGGCCGUCGCGACAAGAACAACAACCCCGAGCAGCGAAAACGCAAUCGAAAAGAUACGCUAGGCCGUGCUGUCCCUGCGGAUUUCAAAGUCAGCAGAGGUUUAGAUGGUGCUCCUGCCGACGAUGUAUUCCUGGACGUACAGCCAGCUCAAGUGGCCCCUCCGAUGGGGUUCGCAGAGGCAGAUAUUGACCAAUUUAUGGAUCUUGAUCAAGCGGCUGCUGGUCAUGAGUUUUAUGGUGUAUGA
This is a messenger RNA of Lachnellula hyalina, 1833 nucleotides long. RefSeq lists its product as uncharacterized. Lineage: Eukaryota; Fungi; Ascomycota; Leotiomycetes; Helotiales; Lachnaceae. Gene Ontology annotation, biological process: silent mating-type cassette heterochromatin formation. Bases 1 to 1833 code for a protein of 610 amino acids. Gene Ontology annotation, cellular component: rDNA heterochromatin; SHREC complex. The transcript has 3 exons. The record is from RefSeq and is a predicted model, not a curated record.